This is a messenger RNA of Symsagittifera roscoffensis, 3323 nucleotides long. Its product is annotated as mucin-2-like. The record is from RefSeq and is a predicted model, not a curated record. The coding region runs from base 192 to 3296 and encodes 1034 amino acids. The transcript has 6 exons. Lineage: Eukaryota; Metazoa; Xenacoelomorpha; Acoela; Convolutidae.
ACCUGAGUUGCUCUGAAUAUGAUAAUAUAUUCAACAAGGAAAAAGACCCUUGAUUUGAUCCAGCACCAUACGAAAAAAGAAAUCGUUGGAUUGGUCGUUAUGGUCUGAAACAUCCUGCAGCGCCGAUUGGAUCUUCAUCUUCCUCUCGUAUUUCAUCUGGUACUCAUUAUAAUCAAGCUCCCCACUCAUUGAUGCCUUCAACUAAGUUCAACGCAAAAAAUCAAAGAGGAGUUUCUCAAACACUAUCGCGUGGAGGCUCACGAUCAGCGUCUCAGAACCCCAGUCGAGGAAGUCAGCGUGUAACGUCUACCGGGAGCAAGAAGGAACAACCAACAAAAGGAGCAACCAGGAAUACUUUCGAAAUGUUAGGAGCUACUUUAAGUCCAACAAAAUCGCAGGAUUCGCCUCCACGAGCGUCACCUUCGAAUACAAUACAAGGAUUGCAUGCAACGUCUGCAAAUCCGACACCACAGCAGAAGCAACUGACAUUUCCAGCGAAGCAACCGACAGCACCUCUGAUUCAAACGACAGCACCUCUGAUUCAAACGACAUCUCCACUGAAGCAACCGACAGCACCUCAGAUUCAAACGUCAGCACCUCUAAUUCAAACGACAUCUCCGUUGAAGCAACCGUCAGCACCUCUCAUUCAGAUGACAUCUCCGCUGAAGCAACCGACAGGACCUCAGAUUCAAACGACUUCUCCGUUGAAGUCUCCGAUACCACAUGUGCAACAUCCGACAUCACAGUUGAAGCAACCGACAGAAACUCAGAUGCAACCGACAUCUCCGUUGAAGCCUCCAACACCACCUGUGCAGCAUCCGACAUCACCGCUGAAGCAACCGACCGGACUUCAGAUGCAAACGACAUCUCCGUUUAAGCCUCCAGCACCACCUGUGCAGCAUCCGACAUCACCGCUGAAGCAACCGACAGGACUUCAGAUACAAACGACAUCUCCGUUGAAGCCUCCGACACCACCUGUGCAGCAUCCGACAUCACCGCUGAAGCAACCGACAGGACUUCAGAUGCAAACGACAUCUCCGUUGAAGCCUCCAACAGCACCUGUGCAGCAUCCGACAUCACCGCUGAAGCAACCGACAGGAUUUCAGAUGCAAGCGACAUCUCCGUUGAAGUCUCCGAAACCACUUGUGCAGCAUCCGACAUCGCAACUGAAGCAACCGACAGGACUUCAGAUGCAACCGCUAUCAACCCUGCAUGAUGCAUUCAGUACACCUCAAUUUAGACAUCGAACCCAGCUCGGAGCCCAUGUUCGAUCUGCAUCCCAAGAACCAUACGACCCUCCACUUCCUGUUUCAGCAUCUGGCCCCAGAAGAAGAGGAUCGUAUCCCCACCCAAUGCAAGAUGGGUUUGAAGCAACGUUUGCAGGCUCGAAAAAAAGCCAACCAGUGCCGGCCAUCAAUUUUUUUCAUCAAAGUGGAGACAUGCAAGGGUAUGAUGACAACCAGCAGCAGUUAAGGACACAAAAAGCAGCGGGUCGUCCAGCAGAUUUGACAAACUAUGGGAUUUCUUCCAAUAUUCCAAAGUACGGAGGUCACAGUAGGAGAGAUAAUAAUCAACCGAGAUCAAUAAAACGAUCCGAUUCCCAAGAGCCGGUAUACAAAACGACCAAGAAUCAGCGCGUAUUAUACUUGGAUCCCGAACAGCAGCAAGAGCAACCUUGGAUACCCUAUAGAAAGAAUUCAUAUCCGAACGCAAUGCCAGUGCAAACUGAAGUAACAGGACCAUUUGCAGCAUCGAGUACCUACUUGGAGCAAUUAGGCAGGCAACAUUUUCAAAUGCCGGCAAAUACUUCAAGAAACGUUAACUUAACACCUCAGCAGCAACCAAAAACGCCCCCGACGAUGCAGCAAACUCCAGCGCCAAAUGUACCAGUAAAUGCGGCAGUGAGCACGCCAGCAAAAGUGCCAAUGAUAGCGCCAGCGAAUGUGCCAAUGGACGUUUCAGUGACUCCUGCGGCUGCGAUGACCGACGAAACUGCCAAAGUGACAUCGAGUAAGAAGAAGAAUAAGAAGAAGAAGAAGACGACGGCGAAUACGACGAAUACUAAUACCAACGCCAAUGCGAAUACGAUAACGGAUGCGAAUACGAAUGCUAAUACAAAUACGAAUGCGAAGGAGAGUGUUAGUACGAAUACGAGGGUUUGGAGACCUGAAAUUCCCGACGAAAAAACGAUACAAAAACUAACUAAAAUCAGAAAGGGAGCCAGCAAGUUGAAAAGAGCACCAAUUGAUAGAAUCAAAGAAGGGGAUAUAUCUUCAUCAGAGAAACUGAACGAAAUCAGACAACGAUUCUCUAUCAAGUAUGCUGAUCCACAGCAUAUGAACAAUCAGAUUUUCAUGACUGAAACCGGAAAUUUUCCUGGGGUUGAUACCUCAUCUUUCAACCUUGCUAGAGAUGACUACUCGAAGCAAAUAGGAUCUUAUACGGUGUGUACUUGGGACUCCUUUUUGCAAGAAUAUGCCGUCGACGAUUUUGAUACUUUCGGAGACCCUCAGUGCUUACCCCUUUAUGAGUUUCCAAGUGGUUAUAUUCUAGCUCUCUCGCAAUCGACCAAACAGAACGAGCCUCGGUUGCUGAGCUAUUUACCCACUGGUCAUUACACUCCAUACAACAACCUUUUCGAGGAAACCAACAUAAGGUUUUUAGGAGCCAUCGAUACUGGGAAAGGCAAGUCCGCUUUUGCAUAUUUGCUAAAGUGUGGCCUGUUUCAUCUUCAUGGACGCAUGUGGCUCUUCCGGGACGCUAUGUUCUUCAGCUACCAACGGGAUCCGUUUUACAGAAUCAGUGUUUGGACCAAUUAUGCAUCUCAACUCAACAAGAACAUAUUCAACAGCGAAAAUAAUUAUGGUUUCAAAUGGCUCCAAAUGGUUAUCGAAUCUGGACAAGGCCUCUUCAACGGGUUCGAUCACGACACGUCUUUAAUACACGACUUUUACAAAAAUACACUUCUAAAAAGCCAGAUUAUUUUUGCCCAUGCUUCGCAUCGGGCGAGGCAAGCAAGCUCGAUAGAAUGGAAAACAAAGCAAACUGAAAUUCUUCAAUGGUUUGCGUACUAUUUUGAAAAUCUCCGAAACAUGUUACCCUUAUUCAAUGUCACAGACCUCAAGGAAAUUGAUCUGUAUUAUCUGCUGGACUUGUUUUUCUACGGUUACUGCGGGGUAGUACACACAAAAUGGUUUUCAAUUGUCCUCCCGAACCAUGCUGUCGCUCUCCUUCAAGAUAGGAUGAAGCAAGAGCCAGACAUAAACAAGAAGCAGGGUCAAUGGGAGCCCCAUUAACAACGAAUCCCAAAUGAGUAGUGACUA